UAUACCCCCGUGGUGAGUUGCUGAAGAGCUGCAGUGUUUCGCGACGGAGACACCAUUUCAAAGGAACAGCAAAAAAUAGAGAUUACGAUCUCCAGUGACGUUUGUGAUUCCAUUUUUUGCCAGAUUUUGUGAUUAGGAUAAAAAUGAUCAGAGCUUCCCUCGUUACGAUAUUGGCUGUUGUGGCUGCAACGCACGGUGCAUUCAAUUGUCCGAAUAAAGAUGGCCAGUACGAAGAUUCAAAGCAAUGCGACAAAUACUACGAAUGCGUUGACGGCAUAGCGACGGAGAAACUUUGCCCAGAUGGACUUGUUUUCGAUCCUCUGAACCGUAAGGUGAACAAAUGUGAUCAUGUCUUCAACGUCGAUUGCGGAGAUCGUCUCGAACUACAACCACCUCAGCCAACCAAGAAGUGUCCACGAAGAAACGGUUUCUUUGCUCACCCAGAUCCAUCGGUCUGUAACAUCUUUUAUAAUUGCAUCGAUGGCGAGGCCAUUGAAAUCACUUGUACAACUGGAUUGCAUUUCGAUGAAUAUAGUGGCACUUGUGUGUGGCCUGACAGCGCUGGACGUGAAGGAUGUGGUGUAGUGGGAAAGAAAUUGAAAGAUGGAUUCGAAUGUCCGAAAGAAAGUCAAGUCGACACUAGGGGAAUGGUAGUCGAUCAUCCUAAAUUUGCUCACCCAGAUGACUGUCAAAAGUUCUAUGUUUGCCUCAAUGGUGUGACUCCGCGUGAACAAGGUUGUAGCGAUGGUACUGUUUAUAACGAGGAACAACAAAGAUGUGACGCUCCUGAGAACGUUCCUGGAUGUGAGGAUUGGUACAAGGAUGACGACAAGAAACCAUGAAGCACCUUCUAAAUUAAUAUGUCCCGCAUCGGGAUUCAAAUUCAUCGUAAAAUCACGUCAUCCUCGUUUAGUGUGUAUUCAUGUGUGUGCUUAGAAUGUUCAUAAAUAAUAAAUUCUAUUUUACCUUAA
This is a messenger RNA of Megachile rotundata (alfalfa leafcutting bee), 971 nucleotides long. RefSeq names its product protein obstructor-E. Gene Ontology annotation, cellular component: extracellular region. Lineage: Eukaryota; Metazoa; Arthropoda; Insecta; Hymenoptera; Megachilidae. Gene Ontology annotation, molecular function: chitin binding. The record is from RefSeq and is a predicted model, not a curated record.